Prinia subflava (tawny-flanked prinia) is the source of this 8337-nucleotide messenger RNA. RefSeq names its product suppressor of cytokine signaling 2 (gene SOCS2). Gene Ontology annotation, molecular function: 1-phosphatidylinositol-3-kinase regulator activity. Gene Ontology annotation, biological process: phosphatidylinositol phosphate biosynthetic process; intracellular signal transduction. The coding region runs from base 273 to 866 and encodes 197 amino acids. NCBI's taxonomy places the organism in Eukaryota, Metazoa, Chordata, Aves, Passeriformes, Cisticolidae. The transcript is spliced from 3 exons. Gene Ontology annotation, cellular component: phosphatidylinositol 3-kinase complex. The record is from RefSeq and is a predicted model, not a curated record.
AGCACAGCCUCGACGCUUCUCCCCGGCGGCGGCUGCUGUCUGCCCCCGGCCCCCCGACGCCGCCGGGAGCCAGAACAACCUGACGGCCCCACCUCCAGGCGGCGGCAGCGGCGGCCCCAGCCCCGUCCCGCCGAGCCCGGGCGGCGCCCGGGCCGGGGGCCGGGACCAUGCACCCGGCGCGGCGCUGAACCCCGCGGCGGCCGAGCCGAGCCCUCUCCUGCCGGCAGCCCCCGACCUGCGUGCGAGCGGGGCCGCGCCCGCCGCCGCCGCCCAUGACCCUGCGCUCCGCCGAGUCCCUGGAGAGCGCGGAGAGCUCCGGGGAGCGCUGGCGGCACCCCGGGACGGCGGCGCCCGUUGCCGAGGAGUGCCGUGAGGCGGAGCAGCUGGCCGCGGCUAUGGAGGAGCUGCGGCGAGCAGGAUGGUACUGGGGCAACAUGACUGUUGCUGAAGCCAAAGAAAGGUUACAGGAUGCCCCUGAAGGGACCUUUUUGGUUAGGGAUAGUUCGCAUUCAGAGUAUCUACUGACUAUAUCGGUAAAAACAUCAGCGGGACCGACCAAUCUACGUAUAGAAUAUCAAGAUGGCAAGUUCAGACUGGACUCUAUCACUUGUGUCAGGUCUAGACUUAAACAGUUCAACAGCGUUGUGCAUUUGAUUGAGUACUAUGUUCUUAUGUGCAAAGAUAGAACUGAAACACCUACAAAUGGAACAGUUCAUCUUUACUUGAACAGACCCCUCUAUACAUCUGCUCCAUCUCUGCAACACCGCUGCAGAAUAGCUAUAAACAAGAGCACAAAUCAGAUCUGGGAGCUGCCAUUACCAACAAGACUAAAAGAGUACUUGAAAGAGUAUCAAUACCAGGUAUAAAUAUAUUUUCUAAAUGCCUCUAACACAGAGUAACUUUUGAAUGCAAUUCUUAAAAUCAGCCAAAGAACUGAGUAACCAGUUGUACAACUCGGCAUGGAAUUCACUAUCAAAACAGUGGCAGUUCUGGGGGAAAGGUUUUUAUUUCAGAUGCUACAAAGGGAGACUUUAUGUAAAAUAAUCCCAGUUUGCAUCCUUGGGGGUUUGACAAGGUGGCAUGCUAUUCUUGCAAGGAGAGAGAAGCCACAAAUCUGUCCAGAGUGUGUUGCUUUGUCAAUAAAAUGCUGCACUAUCACAUGCUUACUAAAGCAGUGGGACCGGGAGAGACUUCAUAAGUGGUCAGAAACAUAUGAGUUUACAAGUAUCUCAGUUGUCUGAUUCCAAGAUUAAUUUGGUGCUGGUGUUCAUAUAAUCCAAAAGCUUAACUAGAUCACACUGUGAUAAUCUUGCUAAAGUUAUGCAACUAAUCAAAUCCAGUCAGAAAAAUGAUCAUGUAUUCAGUUUUUAUUGAACUACUCUCCUGCUUUUCUGCAAGCAAAGGAGUACUGUAAGUAAUCAGUCUAAAGCAUUGUUUUUCAAAGUUCUCUGAAAGCUGACUUUAAGAAGAAAUGCCACGUCUUUCACAGGAGCCCAGUAUAUUGCUGAUUAUACCAGACUGGUAUCCCAGAAUCCUUAACAUCUUCACAGUGGUGAUGUAUCCUUGCUAUUAUUAUUAAGCCUCUUUUGGUUGAGGCUUUAGAACUAUAUGCUUCAGAAUUGCUUCAGACAGUUCCAAUGUCAAAACAUGGAUAUCAGCAGUUACACGUCUUCUACAGUGUAGAAUGUUUUCUUCAGCCUGUUUCCCAAAAUAUGGGGAAAUAUGAUGUGGAUUUUUUAAGGGGGUUGGGUUUCCUUUCUCUUCUUUUUUAUUUUCUUUUUCUUUUAUUUUUUAACUUCCAUUGUAGCUAUCAGAUGAUUACUCAAUAAAGUAAAUCAAAGUGCACAACAAUCUCCCAAUCUCUGUAUGUAUGGAUUUGCUACUACUCAAGAAAGAGUGCUCUUAUGAAGGAACUUAUAUAAUUUCCCAGCUAAUUCUCAGAUGAAUGCACAUGUAUCAGUGAGGAUGAAUACUUCUGCUUUGCCUUUGUGGUGCUGCUCGAAAGUCUAGCUGGAUUACAUUCAGAUUAGUGGCUUAUAGGCUGCCUGCUGAAUUCCUGUAGUUGGGUAUUAGCAUAGGACAUUGCUUUUUCUGUUACAGCAGUCUUCCAAACAGGAGGAGGGGACUCAAACCCUCAGUACCCAUUCUUCAGCCCAAAUGUAAAGUAUUUAAUGGAAGAAAUACACAGGACGAGAAUAAUAGGAGAGCAGUAAAGAGAGAAACAAGGACAUAGACUCAUCCUUAGUCAACAAAUUAAUAGUUUUAAUUCUUUCCCUAGCUUAUUUGUUAAUUAAAGCAAAGACCUUUGCUUGAACAAGGAGAGUUGUCAAGACUUGCUGUAAUCUAGCUUUGCCCAGGCUGAAAUAGAAACAACAUAAAAUAAUCUUGUUUUCUUUGUGACUUAACUGCUCUGUUGUACUGUCAAGAUGUUCUGUCCCUUUUCAUAAACUCUGGGGCACUGACCAGCUUACUUCUUGCAUCUAAACUCCCAGUGUUAUACACUCAGUUUAGUCUGUGACAUGCUGGCAGAAAUGAGUAGUAGAGUCUUGGAGAAAGAGAAGGCACUAAGAACCUGAGGCAGAGUAGAUGGUUCCUUGGUAUGACAUAUACUUUAUAUGUUCUUGUGCUUGCUGUGGAAAAGGUGGAUUUCUCCUCCUCCAUAGCUUAAAUCUUCUGUCCCCAUUUUCAACUUAAGCUUUAGUAUAGAAAUGGGAGUAGUUUUCUUCUGAAAAACAAACCCAAAGUAUUUUGUGAUUUAAAAUUUUCCCCAUGUCUUGACAAAAUGUAUUUGGAAGUUUUUCACAUUAUAUGGUGACCACCCUUUGGUUCCCAUGCCCAAGGAGCUCUUGUAUUCCAGGGAUGUGUCAUAAUCACACAGUUCUUGUCAUCAGUCUUGCUAAGAUCUGCCACCCUCAGGCUGAAGAGCUUUUCCUGUGAGCAGAGCCUGUCAAAAAACUGUGUUCCUGGGAACACUUUUCAUUCUGAUGAAUCUUUUCUUACCAUUCUCGUCUAGCUCUACCCUGUGGUGAGAGGACUGCUAUUGGAAUAACUUCCAUCACAGUCACAAACACUCUAAUCUGCUGCUGUGUUAACAGUCUUCUACUGUACCUUUUCAGCCAGGGUGACAUGCUUGGGCUCUCAGUGGUAAAAACAUUGUACUAAGGACCUUUAAAAUAAAUCCCUAGGGGGUUAAAAUCAUGAAUACCUGUGCUAGAGCAAGCAGACUAAUUGGAGCUUUGGGGUGCAAUGAGACUGCUAUAUUGCAAAUAUAAGAAAUUAUUUAUGGCUUGCUGCUGGCAGACUAUGUAAGCAGUCACAGGCCGGCCAAGUGUACCCCACAGCAGAGCCAGGCUCUGAGGAGCAAGGAGCAGAUGCAGGGAAGCUUGCUGUUUUUUCUAAUAACACUUCUCCAAAGAACAAGGGCAAAUGGCAGGCUGAGGACAAGGAGUGCUGGCAAAGUGAAAAGUGGUGAUUCCUGUAACUAAUCAAGAUUAGUUACUGUGAUGGGGAAUCGAGUCACCAAACAUUGGGCAUAUUGACCUAGACUUCAUAUAAUUUGUAUUAGUUCCUGUGAGGAAAAGCAGGUUCUGUAACUCUAGUGUGCUUGAAGCUGUGAACAAUAUUUUAAACAGACUGGAGGGGGAACUAGUCCUCUUUGUAUGAAAGCACAGUUCUUGUCCUCAUUAGGAUACCAGUCCUAGGGUUGAUGCAUUGCACUAGUAAAACUAAACCACAGCAUAGCUUGCAGAAAGCUUGCCUUCUUUCUAAUGCAGCACAGAGGAAUGACUUGUUCUGGUACAAAAAAUCUGAUGAUAGAACAUGACUAGAUUUCAGCACUACAAAGAUCUUGCAUGUAGACUUUGUGAAUUUUCAGACAUGAAAAGUUUCAGACACGUUGCUCAAAUAUUUUUUUUAAAAAAUUCAGUGCCUUUUUUUUCUUUUAUUUUUCUUUACCUUAUGGAUGUUGUAGCUUGUUUGCAGCACUAGCUUUUAAAUUGUGGGCCCUUCAGAUUAUAAAAAUUACUUCUAACUGAUAUAUAUAAUCUUGAAUUGCUAGAGUGUGCAGCAAAGCCAGUUUCACAGGUUCAGUGCCCAUGAGUCAACCAAACAUCAUGAUAAGAGCUUUAAUCCUAAGCCUUUUUUUUCACCCCAUGUGUUGGUUUGGUUUUUGAGUCUUGAAGUUUCAGAUUUAUCUGGAAUGUUAGAAAACCUCUUCACUUUACUCAAAGGAACACUGAGAAUCCUACAAUCCUAAAAGGCAAUGCUUAAAAAAACCAACCAAAAUAAACAUAAUUGCAAGAUGAACAAUGAAAAUGGCAAUGAUAUUUAGUUUAGCACUAAACCUAGCAGAAGUGUAAACUAGGGCAGCAUUUCAGUUGUAUGGGUAUCUUCCUGCUGGUAGUAUUAUCACUGGAUACAGAAAAUGGUUUGAGUACAAAGUGAAUGGAUAGAGUGGGAAGGUAACCAAGCAGCUGACCCAGUGCAUUAGAAGUAAUUUUAUUUUAAUCUGAUCUUGUCAGUAUAGUUCUAAUUAUAUUUUAUGUAACCACAUUCUAGAUAAAUAUAUAUAAAUAUAAAAUUAUAAUAAAUAUAAAAUGAUUAGCAAGAAGGAAAAAUUGUUCACUAGAAUAUGGGGGGCAGAGGGUUUUUUAAUAUCUUACAACAAGGAGGAAUUUACUCCUAUAAUGAGACUAAGUCUCAUCACCUUGAGAAAACAGAAUUUACAAGUGACAGGGAGGACAGAGUUCUGUAGUUGUGUCGAUUUCUGUACCUCAGCCAACUCUCACAUUUUAGCAAAAUGUUCCUGCAGGUAAAUUACUUUGUUAAAGAUUGUUUAAAAAACUUUAUUUACUUACAUGCUCUAUUCAAGAGCUUUUUCUUGUAUUCCUGAUAACAAUCCUAUUUAUUUUUCCUUUGGCUAUAGUCUUAGGCUCUAGCAGAAAGUAAGGCAAGUGAUAUCAGGGCUUUGCUCUCCUUAAGCCAAAACACAUAAUGGAAAUGGCAAGAGAUAUCUUUAGACACGAGUGUCAUGUCUAAAAGUCAUUUAAAAUAAAGUAAAAUAAAAUUUCUGCCAACUUUACAGUCAUUAAACAAAAUCUAAGUAUGAUAUUUACUGCUAGAGGAAACAAUGGCUUGAGGGACUCUAAAAACUGUAUUGCUAAUUCUCAAUAACAAUAAAAAAAUAUUGAAAGGAGAAAUUUUAUUUAAAAAAUAUAGACAUUAAUGAAAAUUUUACUAUCUAAACCAAAAAAAUUCUAAAUAGAAUAAGUAGAAGUUAGUUGAAAGGUCUGGGCUGGUUAGUUCUGCAUACACAAAGGAAGUGGGGAUGACAAGCUGCUUUGGUAUCUCAGCCUAGCUCCUGAUAACUACUUCUCUAUUAGCAUUAGAUUCAGCAGGUCUCAGUAUUUUGCUAAGCCAUUAGCAUGACUGAAAAUGCCUGGAAACAACAUUCCACUGACACAUAACUUCACCAUGGUCUGAGCUUGCUUUCCAACAACGUGGUGAUUUGCCACAGUAUUGCUAAAACCGGGCAGUUUCUACAGUAGGCCGAUAUCAGUCACAGGAACGGGGAGGCAGAGGUGGUUCAGGUGCUGACCAUCACUGGUCCCUAUCCCCUGUCUGAGACAGAGAGCACACUACAAACUAGGUGAAACAGCUGCCAGGAAAUAGAUGAGAAAAUAUUCUGCUUUCUAAGGAGGGAAUUACCUGUCUGGCUUUCAUGUCUGAGAAGGGACUAAAAGGAAAGGAUAUGGAAAAGCCAGGAGCUCCUGUGAGAGGUGGCACUUCUCACAAGGUGUAUCAAAUAACUAACUCCCUGGAUGAGUACAAUGCUGAAAGGCAUAUUAGUAGAGAUUUAAGGUCAUGGGGAAUAACGAGUAUCAGUACAGUUUGAAUCCAUACAUAGACAAAGUCUGGGCAGAUAGCUCAAUUUCACAGAAAAGGAAAAUUAGCUUAUAGCAAAUUCAGUCUGUCCUGGUGCCAGGGUUACCGAGCAGGAGAGGGAUUAACUGUGUUUAUUAAUCAGGUUAUUUACAGGGCUCUAAAGUAGCCAGUGCCUCUGAGAAAGUCUAUAGAAAUACAAAAAUAUAUCACCAUAAUUACGCUGAUUAGUCUGCCUGAUAAAUUGUGUAUUUUAUUCUACUUAGAUUCUAUUUUUAAUAAGGGAUUGCACCUGUGUUUCAUUUCAUUUUCUUCCAGAAUUGGAGCCAUUAUUUUUCCAGGAACUGAAAUACGAAAAUAAUACCACUCCUUUCUAUGGUAUUAAGGAGGAAUAUAAUGCUGGAGCAAAAGCUAUUUAUAUUAGCAUAAGGAAUGAGCUGGUAUUUAGUAGGAAAAACUUCAAACAGAUAAUAUCCAGGAAAAGUUUGGUGGUGAGAGCUGCAAGGAACAAAAUACACUAAAAAACCCCAAACAAACUAAUUAAAUGCUUCUGUCUUGAUUUUUCUUUCACUGGAGGGCAGGGUUUAUGUAAGUAAAUCCUUUCAAUUCCAGUCAAACUGUUCUAUAAUUGAUGUUUCAUAGCUGAGGUUUGCAACUUGGUAUGCUGUUAGUUAACAAACAGUAAAUGCAGACAUAAGUUAGACAUGGGAAAAGAUUCAGAGCCCCGUGCAAUUUCCUCUUUUGAAGUUAUUUGGAUCAGGCUUGAUAACAGGAGUUUUAUGAAAAAUAGUUGUAAAUCUGGUAGCUGAAAGCACAAAAAUCCCCUUUCAAAAUGCUGCGUUACAAUUUAACUGUAUCUCUUUAGGUUGCAGCCCUGAAAUGGGAUCUGUUCGGCUGAGUCGCUGUACCCACAGUCUGCUGCAGGGGGAAAUCUCCAAAUUUGAGAGGUUGCUCUGGACACCUUAUUACAUACAUUUGCUUUUUUUUCUUGCCCUGUUUGACACAUCUGGAGGGCAGAAUAAGUCAAGGAUCAGCUCUCACUAUUCAAGGGAUUUUAAGCUGGUUCAUUUUUUUUUUUUUGUAGGAAGAGCACUCAUAAAUACUGAGCUGCAAUUUAUCCAUCUGUAAAGUGGGUGGUGAAGGCAACAUUCUGUAAUUUCUCAGCAUGGAGUGAAAAGUGGCUUAUACUUCAAAUAAUAUUGAUAGGAACUUAAGCUGCAAUGAGGGCAAUAUCUUUGACUGGCUGCACUGCUAAAAAGAGAGAAGGAAGUGAGGAAAGUGAGAUCCUUGUCUAACUAGAUUGCAGUGGAUGUGGCACAGCUCCUUCCUGAGUUGAAGUGCUUCAGACGUGCAUUUUCUGUGAGGCAAAUGGCUUGUGAGCAGCCUUCUGGAAAUUCAUCUGUUUCUUUUAACUCCCCUGACAGAGGAUGCAGUGCCUACUGCAGGAUGCUUCACUAGCCUGCAGGCAGGCAGGUUGCAUUUCGACAGGGAACAAAAUAGAUCAAGUGAAUUUCUAAUCGAAGAGUAUUUUUUUGUUUGAAAAGAGGAUGUAUGGGAAAAGUAUAAGCAGUGGCAAAUAUCUUGCUAGGCUAUCUGUAAAAAUAUUCCAUGAAUCAUUACUAGCUCCUGAAGUCCAACCUUAAAGAAAGAAUUUUAAAGAAAGAAUCUUUUAAAAUUUGUAUUGUAUAUGAGUUUGUCCAGUUCAAAUCCUGGGAAAGCAACAGAUUACAAAAAACAAUAGCUAUUCUCCCCCUAAUAAAAGCAACCUUCCAGUCUUUUAUCUAAAAUAUUAGAAAACCAUUUCAUAUGCAGGAAUUUGUAAGUAAAGUAAGUUGGUUUUGUGAAAAAGGUUUCAGACUUAAAUCUUUAAUUAAUUUUAGUUAUUUGCCAAUAUUUGAUUUUCAGGUCAAUUCGUGAAUUUUCUUUGUUUGUUCUCAUAUGAAUAAAAUUGUGCUUUACGUUUAAAAAAUAAUUUCAUAGGUCAGGAAUAAAUAAUAAAUAAUAAGGGGGAGUAUUUCAUCUGUUCCCUUAAAGAAUCUUUAAUUUAAACUUAAAAAUAGAGAACUACAUUAAUUCAUAUAUUUAAAGGAGUAUAAAUUCUGAGAAAUACUGAGUCAUGUUUUGCAAGUAUUAAUUGCAUGGGGGUUUUUUUACAAUUAAUUGCAUUUUUAAAAUGAAAUGUAUACAAAAGUUUUGCACUGGAUGCCUGCUUCCUUUUUAUAACUAUUUCUCCUUUUUAUAACUUUUUGCUAGGGAUUAUUUUUAUCAUAGUAAACAGCACUAAGAAUUCAUUGCAGUAGUGCUAAUAAACAUUUAUUUUUAUUAUGGAAACAAAUGUAAAUUUAUAGACACUACAGAGUCACUAAACUCCAUGUUUUAAAAUGCUUUAAAACUUUCUGUGCUGUGUUUUAUCUACAUGCUGGAUGUGCCUUUUAAUAAAAUACUACUUUUAAGGAA